AUGGAGAUAUACAGGUCAAAUAUACAAACUGGUUUAACAGGUGUGCGCGCAUGGCGUGGGAGGUGAAACACGUGAUACAAUGAGAAGGUGUGAUAGGCUAUCGCUUCCUAGAAUUGCUAUUACAUAGAAAAAGGGUAUUCCCCUAUUAAGUGAUUGCUGCUAUACUUUGAAGUGAUACAACAUUCAAUGCAGUAACCGCAAGUGGGAAUAAUGGAUUCGUUUCUUAUUUUGUUAAACGAAAUCAGCUAUGAGCUUACGGACGAUGAAUUACAGAGCCUCAUUCACAUUUAUAACGUGCCCGGUGGCCUACGAAAACACAUAAACAGCGGUCUAGCGUUGUUCCAUUACAUGAUGAGACAGGAUUUCAUCAGCCGUGAUAACAUCGAAAACCUUCACAGGUUGAUGCGAAAGAUAAGACCCGCCAGGCGAGAUUUAGUACGAAAGGUAGAAAAGUACAUCGAAAAGGAAUUCGAAACGGCAGAUUUCCGUACAGUGAUUACAGACCUGAGCGAGUCUUGGGAGAAAAUCGAGCACAAUACUGGAGGAGGAAGUGGUCCAGGAACUCUAGCUUCCCCGACACCCGAGGAAGCGGCUACUUGUAACAUCGACUGCGCCUACGUGAAUUGCUUGUGUCGAUGCCGAAGAGUCCCUUCUUGCUACACUCCUGCCAUUCUACUUUUGCUCGUGCUGAUAAUAGCCACCGCGGUUUUUUGGUACGCCGAUGUUCCUGAGAUUACCGAUGGAAUAAAACACAACGCUCAACUCAAAAAAGCUGGAAUCUAUAUACUUCUUUCGGAGAUUCUAGUUCUCUUUCUUGUCAUUUUCCUUCGUGUAAGAAGAGUGAUUGAUCGUUGCGUCGUUGGGCAAACAUCAGGUUACACUGUUUUGCGUAGUCCUGGUAUUCAAGCACCCAGGGAAAUCGUUGCCUCGACCAGCACGGAUGGACUAGCCAACGUACCGACAAGCGCUCCUAAGCCGUUUAGGCCGGACCGUCCUAGCUCAGAAAGCGCCGUGUUCAGCAGUUAUACCUCCGGUGAACCUGGAAGCAUUUCAACCUGCGGUGGUACUAUGGGUGAACCAAAAGGGUUUGAUGUGAACUCUGGACCUGAAGUGUAGCCUUCAAGUGGUCCUUAAUUAUAUUCCGUGAGGAACAGAGUUGAACUAUAAUGCUGAAGCUAUCCAGUGUAAAUAAAUUUAGCUUAGUUUAAUAGGUUUCCUCCUGGGGCCGGUUGU
Messenger RNA from Dendronephthya gigantea, 1233 nucleotides. RefSeq lists its product as uncharacterized. Gene Ontology annotation, molecular function: protein binding. Bases 211 to 1116 code for a protein of 301 amino acids. The record is from RefSeq and is a predicted model, not a curated record. The transcript has a single exon. NCBI's taxonomy places the organism in Eukaryota, Metazoa, Cnidaria, Anthozoa, Malacalcyonacea, Nephtheidae. Gene Ontology annotation, biological process: regulation of apoptotic process.